GCUGGCACUGGCGACACUGCAAAGAAAUAACCUCAAUACUUGUUCUCAAGCCAAAUAACAAUUCCUAACGCUGUCUCUUUUUUACGAGUGAUCUGUUACCGUAGUGUUAUACUUCCAUCAAGUUUCCAGUAAAAUGGUUAAGGCUAAGGAAGCGGUUGCUAAGUCGGAUUCUUCCGCAAAAAAGAAAUUAAGGCCUAGCAAAGUUAAGAGCUUGGCUAAAUUUGAAACGAAGAAAAAGGCUAGGGCAGCAGGUACCCUAAAGAAAAAGCCCAAACAAAAUUUGUUGAGUGGUACAGCUACAUGGAAAGUGGUCUACAAGAGUGGAACAUGGCGUUUUGUUCACAGACCUACUGAAGCUAAGUUGAUAGCUAAGGCUAAAGCAGAAGGAAAACCAUUGAAUGACACACCGAAAAAAAAGAAGUCCAUAAUUGUCAAACCAAUCAAGGGCGAGAAGAAUGGUGAAACUCGUGAAGUACACACUGUCAAACGCAAGGCGUACUACCCAACAUUGAAAACACCGAAGAAACAUAAGUCUCGUGGUUUAUUUAAGAACCACAAACGUAAUACACGCCCAUCGUUGACCCCAGGAACAAUUGUCAUUUUGUUGACAGGUGUUCACAAAGGUAAACGUGCAGUUUUGUUGAAAACACUUGAUACAGGUUUACUUUUGAUCACUGGGCCAUUUAUUUUAAAUGCCAUCCCAAUGAGACGUGUUCACCAAGGUCAUGUUAUUGCCACCAAGACCAAAUUGGAUAUUUCAAGUGUGAAGAUACCUGAGGAGGUUGAUGACAAGUAUUUCAAGCGUACGCUAUUAAAGAAGAAUCCCAAGAAGAAUGAUAGCAAAAGUUUGUUUGUCCAAAAACCCAAGACCUACCGACCAAGUGAAAAAAGGAAGUCUGAUCAAAAGACAGUCGAUGCACAGGUAUUGAACAUUAUCAAGCAACAUCCAGACAAGAAAUCUUUCUUCAUGUAUCUCUCAUCCAUGUUUGGAUUAAGAAAUAAUCAAUACCCACACAGAAUGCAAUUUUAAAUUUACUGUAUGUAUUGGUUGUUUCUUUCUUUAUGAAUACAUGAAUAUACUACUACAUGUAUUUUUUAAA
Myzus persicae (green peach aphid) is the source of this 1100-nucleotide messenger RNA. Its product is annotated as 60S ribosomal protein L6-like. Gene Ontology annotation, biological process: cytoplasmic translation; ribosomal large subunit assembly. Lineage: Eukaryota; Metazoa; Arthropoda; Insecta; Hemiptera; Aphididae. Gene Ontology annotation, molecular function: RNA binding; structural constituent of ribosome. The transcript is spliced from 5 exons. Gene Ontology annotation, cellular component: cytosolic large ribosomal subunit; ribosome. The coding region runs from base 134 to 1030 and encodes 298 amino acids. The record is from RefSeq and is a predicted model, not a curated record.